UCCUGAGCGGUCUCGGGCCCAGGCCUCGCGACCUGAGGUCGCGACCUCGGAGGAAAAGAGCCGAGGUUUUCUUCCCCCUUGCGACUCUAGGCUGGAGACGUAGGGCCCCGGACAGCCACACCUUCUGGGACACAACCCCUCUAGGGCCUUUAUGGUCUUCUAUGGCCCUUCCGCCAGGGGCUCCGGUCUCUGGCCCAUCGGCCCCGAGGCUCCGAUUGUCGCUGCUCUUCGCCCGGUGCAGCCUCGCGACCUUCCUUAGUGUGUCCUUCCCCUGGACUCCGGCCGACGCGUCUCUUCUCGGGCCCAGAACACACUGGGGAUUCUGCGCGGGGACCGGGGACGCCACAGGGUCGAAGGCGCUUCGGCCCACGUUUUGACGUUGAAGCGUGUUGUCAGAAUUCUGCGGUGACCUCACGUCGUGCUUUGUCCAGCAGACAAGUUACUUCCUUCGUUCUUGACUGAACAGGAGUGUGGUUUCGUUUGCCCAGAGAUGAGAGGUGUUCAGUUCCACUGUCGUAAAAGCCAGUACCGUGGUAGCUGUUGGACUGACCAUCGCUGCUGCGGGAUUUGCAGGCCGUUAUGUUUUGCAAGCCAUGAAACAUGUGGAACCUCAAGUAAAACAAGUUUUUCAGAGUCUACCAAAAUCUGCCUUCAGUGGUGGCUAUUAUAGAGGUGGAUUUGAACCCAAAAUGACAAAAAGAGAAGCAGCACUAAUACUAGGCGUAAGCCCUACUGCCAAUAAAGGAAAAAUAAGAGAUGCUCAUCGACGAAUUAUGCUUUUAAAUCACCCAGACAAGGGAGGAUCUCCUUAUAUAGCAGCCAAAAUCAAUGAAGCUAAAGAUUUACUAGAAGGUCAAGCUAAAAAAUGAAGUAAACGUGUGAUGAAUUUUAAGUUCUUGUUAGUUCAUGUGUAUGAGUGCUAGCUUUUUAUAAUAAAAUGCCUCAAAGCUACAAAUCUUAAAAAUGAUUUAACACUA
Molecule: messenger RNA, 977 nt
Organism: Nyctereutes procyonoides (raccoon dog)
Lineage: Eukaryota; Metazoa; Chordata; Mammalia; Carnivora; Canidae
Gene: DNAJC19
Product: DnaJ heat shock protein family (Hsp40) member C19
Exons: 6
Coding region: 594-869 (91 amino acids)
Biological process (GO): protein import into mitochondrial matrix
Cellular component (GO): PAM complex, Tim23 associated import motor
Molecular function (GO): ATPase activator activity
Source: RefSeq, a predicted model, not a curated record